UCAGUUGCCCUCAGUAGCCCAAAGAUCCUAAACGAGACAAAACGUGCACUCACAAUCAUUCGUAAACCAUAUUCUCUCCCGCUCUUCAACACACGAUUGGUCUACCGAUGUGACUUCGGUACUUCGGUUUUUGCACAACAUCGAAUCAUCGCGUGUGUAGCUUCGUAGUUCGGUGCUCUCUCGCAUGAGAGUCAUAAGAGAAAAAGUGAGAGAGAGAAUAUAGAAAUUUUUACAGUGUACGACGCUGUAGACUCAAUACAGAUACCAAGACUCGUCAGUAUUGCAGGAGAAUCCUAGGCGUGAGCACGUUUAAAAGGGGUGUUGCUCCGUAGGAAAAGCACCAAACAAACAUAAUAAAGUUACAUUCUUGUGCUUGUUUCAACUUUUUCCUCGCCAUAUCAACUAUCCCUAUAUACGGAUGAUGUGCUUAAGCGAAAAUUAAAGAAAAAUCAAUGGUGAAGAGUUUCGAGAAGAAUACCAUGCAAGAUUUCACAGCAGGUAAUUGAAAGCAUCACUACAGAGAAUAGCAUCCUAAUUUCGAAAGCUCGUUUUCAUAUACAUCGUGAAAAAGCUCUUAACAGUUGCAGUUGUACUCAAUGAUUGAGUCAGAGGAACUGGAAGUUUUGUGUGAUUUACAAAUUGAUGAUAUUUUCCGGGAUGAGGAUGUGCCGCCCAUAGAAGGUGACAAUCCAGAAGUUACUCAAGUUGAAGUCCAAGUAGAUCCCAUCCCAGUUUCUGUUGAAAUUCCAACUGUUGACCCAGAAGAAGAACCCGAGACAAUUCUUGGAUUGUCUCCAGCUGAAUCUGCGUCAUCUGCAUCGUCAGAUAGCUGGUCGAGUACCAGUACAACUGAUCACUUUUCCUCAAAGAGAGCCAAACGGCGAUGCAUCCCAUGCAAUUUGACAUUUAAGCAUCACAAUGACUUCUUUGAGCACCACCGGAAGCAUGUGUCUAUGCCCAUCCUGAAGCUGAAACAGCUGACACAGCGAGAAAUUGAGUUUCAGGAGUUUAUGAAAAAGGGCCGACAGCAAUUUCUCUGUGCUCGCAAGAAGACUUUUCCCAAUCUUGUACUGAAAAAGCCAACAGUUUCGGCCACAGAUGGUGAUGGAUUGAAAUUGAAGUUUAAAUUUCACAAUAUUCAGAUGAACAAUGUCGAUCAGGAAAAUGCCAGUAUCAAUGGAAUGCGCCAUGACUUCAGGAAGGGCGAGAAGAUACUCAAAGCCUGUGAGAUCAAGCAAAGUCCACCGGGUUCACCGAGUUUGCAGGCACGAGCUAUUCGGGAUUUGAUACCUAUUCCUGAGCUACCGACUGAUAUGAUGGGUGGUCCACCCGAGAGGAUACACUUUGAGUGUCCGACACUCGAUGGUUUGGAUCAGUUUAACAAUGAGGGCAGAGAGGAUGCAUCGGAUAUCCUGAAGAAUUUGCUGGAAUUGAAUCAACAGCCACUGAUGGAACCUGAUUGGAAUGGCCAGGUGCCAAAUGAAUUUAUCUCCAUUGAGAAGCUGGGGCAUGUUUGUCGGGUGUGUCAUAUGAAUUUCACAGAUCCCGUACUGCUAUUCCAGCAUCAGAGGCAAACGGGACAUGAUUUGCCUCCACAGGGACCACCAAUGCCCCAGUAUCCAAUGUCUCAGCAUCCUCAGAUGCCUCGAAUGCCCGGAAAUCCCAUGCACUACCGUCCCCAUGAGCCAAUGGCCAACUUUCCGGGUCAGAGGAUCCGGGACAUUCAUCCGACUGCGUCACAUUUGAGAGAACAUCAGACUCCGGGUGGACAGAUGGCCAUGCGUCUGCAGCAGAUGCGCAAUGGGCAAUUCAGGCCUGUCAUGGCUGUCCAGUCGCCCUAUAUCCGAUCCCGCCAUCCACCGCCACUGUACCGAGUGUCCAGUCCGCAGGGUAUGCAAUCCAAUGUACCCCAGAUUAACACAAUGGCCAAUCGGCAGCAGCAGAUGCACAUGCCACAGCAGCAGCAUCCCAUGAUGAAUGGACCACAGGGACCAGGAUACAGGUUCGCAGUGUCCAAUGGCAUUAUGAUGAAUGGCGGAUCAAUUGUAAUGGAACAGAGUUAUCCUCAAGCUCAGCACGGAAUGAUGCAGGAACCUGGUCAGAUGCAGCAGCAGAUGCACAAUAUGUCGCCAAUGUUUCGAGGAACUCGACCCAGUAUGCCAAUUCGGCGUCAUUCUGUUGCUCCAAUUGGUAUGCGACCUACCCUUCCGCCCCAGUUUCAACCGCCGCCGGCUAAAAAGCCACGUCCGGAAGGACUGUUGGCGCUUGGGGAUGCUCCAAUGGUGACAAUGCCACCACGAGCUGAAGGUGUCCCGGUGAUUGAGAGUGUGCAGAGUGGUCCGGCUGUUGAGGAAUCCGAAGCCAACAAGAGUAGUCCUACGCCCUCGGGACAGAAGAGUCCCAAAGCUGUGGCUAGUAUUCUGGCCAAUAGAGGAAUUACCGUGACACAAGGGGACUUUGCCAAGACAAAAGACACAGUUCCGACUGAAAAAGUGGCAGAAAGUUCUGGUAAAGACAAGUUAUCAGAUGAAACGGAGAGUGUGGUGCAGAAACUGGCACUGAACAGUUCAGUUAGCAUCAUCUCGAAGAAGAAGACACCACUGUUGACGAUUGAUGUGACAGAGGAGGAACUGAGUGCUUCCAAAUUAGCAGCUUCCUCGCCCACAGCUGAAAAUCGUAUUGCCAAAGAUUCACAACCUGCCAAAAUUCCACCCCUCAAGCCCAGGCAUACGACCUUCCUGGCAUGCCCGGAAGUGCACUGCCAGAAGAAAUUCCUCACGGAAGAGGCACUGCAGAGGCAUACGCAGAAAGGUCAUCACAGUAACAUCCGUUUCAAGUGCACCAAGUGCUCUGUGAUGUUCUCAUCAUCCGAAAGUCUCAUCAUCCAUCAGAGGAGGGUGCACAGGACAGCUCGGAUGCCUGGAGAGGAACUGGGAAUUCCCAUUGUGGAUCUACACAAUUCACAGACUCGCAUGAAGCUCCUCAGCAUGGGCAUUAGGAAUUUCAUUCCCUUGGGGAAUAUCAACAAAGUAUCCAAUGGAUUCUUUGGUUUGCCCCUGGUUUGCCUCAAAGGUGCCCCCAAUGCGGCAAUUUCCAAUUUGCAAACCAUUGGAGCUGAUAGUGUCCUAUCCCUUGGACCGAUAAAGCCCAUUUUGCCCAAAUAGCCCGCGGCCAAUGGGCCCAAUGAUGAAGAAUCAAAGGAAAUGUGAUGAAUACCCUCGAAGUAUACUGAAUUCAAAAAUUAUCUCUAAAAAACAAUUAAAUAUUAAACUUCCUAAAUUAAAUGUCAAAAUUUUACGAUUAUAGUCUUCAAAGAACUUUAACUUAGAUUACAAUGUAACAAUGUAAAUAGAUUUCUUGCAAUAAUUUAAUGCAAAAUUUUGGACUUAAUGGACAAUGAAACCUAGAAAAAACAAACCUUUUAUCUUUUAUUGUCCCAUGCUAAAACAUGUUAUUUCUCUUGAGAUUAUUAGAUCUUUAUUUACUCUAUUUAUUUUUUGUUUAUACAUUAGAAACGCCAAGGAGUAUAUAAAAAAACGCCCCAUGUCAAUUUUCUAAUUUGAAACUCUUAUGUUUGUUUGAUUUUCAAUAGAAAUGAUUUCAGUGUAAGUUGUAAUUAGUUACAAUAGAAGAUAAAAAAAAACUAUUAUGAAAAUAAAUAUUUUCUACAUUUACAAAUCAUUA
Molecule: messenger RNA, 3684 nt
Organism: Phlebotomus papatasi
Lineage: Eukaryota; Metazoa; Arthropoda; Insecta; Diptera; Psychodidae
Exons: 3
Coding region: 597-3164 (855 amino acids)
Source: RefSeq, a predicted model, not a curated record